AUGGCUAUUCCGACGCUGGCACUCGGAGCCGCUGCUUCAGUUGUUUGGGCCAUAUUGCUGGUGGUAUAUCGUCUCUAUGUCAGCCCGCUGUCCAAAUUCCCCGGUAGCAAACUUGCGAUCUCGACGGAAUGCUACGAGUUUUACCAUCAGGUGAUCCGAGGGGGUCAAUACCCGUGGGUGAUCCAGAAGAUGCACGAAGAAUACGGACCAAUCAUCAGGAUCAAUCCACAUGAAUUGCAUGUCAACGAUCCCGCCUUCUACGACGAGAUCUACAACUACAAGCAGUUGGAUAAGUAUGGCCCUCACACACGGCAGUUCGGACAUCCCAAUUCUUCUUCCAAUACUGUCGAGCAUGACCUACACAAGUCCCGCACUUCUUCCAUUGCCCCUUACUUCACGCGCGGCAACAUUCUCCAUCUUGAACAAGAAGUCAUCGGGGAGACGUUACGAAAGCUUUGUAAGAGAAUUGACGAGUUUCGGGGUACUGGGAAGCCUAUGCCAAUUGGUGUGGCUUAUCGGGCUUUCACGACGGAUGUCAUCUCGAAGUACACCAUGGCCACUUCGUUCGGGUUCCUUGACGAGCCUGACUUCAAAGAGACUUGGUUCAAUGAGUUUCUCGAGAACGUUGGUAUGGUGGUUGAGAAAACAGUCGAGAAAGCCAGCAGAGCUGGAGUCGGAACCAAAUCAAACUCGAUCCCAACCGUCUUUUACGAAAUGGCGCACAACGAGAAAGUGCCGGCAGAAGAAAGAAGCCUCGAUCGCCUCACAGACGAAGGAGUCUUGUUCAUCGUGGCCGGUAACGAGACGACUGGAAAUGCCCUGUCCAACAUGACCUUCCACAUCCUCAACACCCCGAGAAUCCUCCAAAGUCUCAAAGCCGAACUAUCUGCCGCUAUUCCUAACAGCGAGACCAUACCUCAAUGGCGGGAUCUGGAACAUCUUCCCUACCUGAGUGCCGUCAUCAAAGAAGGUCUCCGCAUGUCCUACGGCGUCGUUAGCCGCAUGCCUCGCGUCUCUCCAAACACAGAAAUCAGAUACAAGGACUGGGUCAUCCCUCCCAACACUGCCGUCUCGAUGAACAACAUGGACAUGCACGACGACCCCUCUGUGUUUGUCAACCCCAAAUCUUUCGACCCUGAGCGUUGGCUGCAGCCUGAAAGCAUCGAGCUACAGAAACAGCUCGCGCCGUUCUGUCGGGGCACGAGAGCCUGCGUGGGUAUGAACUUGGCGUAUGCAGAGAUGUAUAUUGCGCUGGCUACGAUAUUCCGUAGGUACAACAUGGAGCUUUAUGAGACGAGUAGGGUGGACGUGGAUGUUGCGCAUGAGUUUCACAUUCCACAGGUGAAGAAGGGGUCGAAAGGGGUGAGGAUGCUGGUGAAGUGA
Letharia lupina is the source of this 1383-nucleotide messenger RNA. RefSeq lists its product as uncharacterized. Bases 1 to 1383 code for a protein of 460 amino acids. Gene Ontology annotation, molecular function: oxidoreductase activity, acting on paired donors, with incorporation or reduction of molecular oxygen; iron ion binding; monooxygenase activity. The record is from RefSeq and is a predicted model, not a curated record. The transcript has 3 exons. NCBI's taxonomy places the organism in Eukaryota, Fungi, Ascomycota, Lecanoromycetes, Lecanorales, Parmeliaceae.